GUAUUUUGUAGGUAUUUAAUGGGUACCUUAGCACAGCCUACUAUUUCAACAGCUGUUUAAAGAACGAAAAUAAAAUGCACCUAAAUUUCUUGUUUAUUUUGGUGCUCUGUGCAGGGCAGGCCCGGGCGGAACUCUCCGGCCUCCUGAGUGCCCUCCACUACUUUGGGCUCUACUCCAACGGAACGUCGGACUCCCUGGGAAUUUCGCGGGGUCAGUGCCACUACAGCUUCGACACCUAUGCCCUCCUGGAGGAGCGCCGCACCUGUGCCACAGAUGACGAGCACAUCCUGCACUUGACCCAGGCGCCGCCGGUGAGGAAGCCACCCUUUCUGAUCAAGUGCCUGCAGGAGCUGGAGCCUUCAGAGAAUGGGACCGCCGCGGAGCCGGGAUUGCUGAUAAUGCGCAGUGCCAAGGAGAUUGUGAGCCUGCUGAAGCCCAUUGGCAAUGCCACCAAGCGCCACGAGCCCGGCAGCUGUGUGGUGGUCCAUUUCUGCACGGCCUCCAGUUUGGAGUGCGCCCGGGUGGCUCCGGUGAUGAACCUGCUGCCCCAUCUCUUCCCCACGCUGCCCAUCGCCUAUGUGGAUGCUUAUGAGUUUGGGCGCUUCAAUGCAGAGUUUGGGAUCGUGUCACUGCCCACGCUGAUGAUCUUUCACCAGGGCAGGCCGCUCAUCAAGUACGAUCCCUCGUGGUCGGACUCGGAGAAGCGCAGCUUUGGCAAGUUCAUAAUGCGGCACACCAAUGUGAGGACUGUGGAUCCGCAGGCCAUCCAUCCGGACAUCCUCAAUCGCUCGCGCAGAGAGCCCCUGUCCAAUGUGCCCAUCGUGCAGACCGACUACUAUCUGGGCUUGGCCUGGGCCUUCAUCCUGGCCUGCCUGGCCAACUACCUGCGGCAGACUGUCUUCUGGAAGCAGCUGGUCGAGAUGGUGCAGCGCAACUGGCGGGAAUCGGAGGAGACCCAAAUGGAGAUGGUUGACUAGUCUAUGUCUUAGCUUAAUUUAAUUCAAACUCAUUGGGUUCACUAAUGUAAUGUAAUUACCGUUUAAUUAAAUUCACAUCAACAUUUA
This is a messenger RNA of Drosophila gunungcola (fruit fly), 1064 nucleotides long. RefSeq names its product thioredoxin domain-containing protein 15 (gene bug). The transcript has 2 exons. Gene Ontology annotation, biological process: cilium assembly. The coding region runs from base 75 to 977 and encodes 300 amino acids. NCBI's taxonomy places the organism in Eukaryota, Metazoa, Arthropoda, Insecta, Diptera, Drosophilidae. Gene Ontology annotation, cellular component: cilium. The record is from RefSeq and is a predicted model, not a curated record.